UGGUUAUAUUUCAGUGAUAAAGCAUUUCGUUUCCUCUUCGCCUCCUGAUCCGCUCGCAAUGGCCUCGACACGGCUGGAGCGGUUCUGGGUUCUUUUCCUGCGUUUGGUCGUUAAAGCUUUUUUGUCCGUUUUCAGGUUAUUCGCACCUCAGCAGCUCGGAAGCACAGAAGGUCACCGGCUUCCCCCCAUCACCGAGCCGCUGCUGCGGGUUUCCGCCGUUCAGCUCGCGCGGAACAUCCGCCGGAAACAAGUAACAAGUGUCCAGGUGGUUCAGGCCUACAUCGAUCGUAUCCAGGAAGUCAACCCAUUAAUCAAUGCUUUGGUUAAAGACAGGUUUGCUGCAGCGCUCCAAGAGGCAGCACAGGUAGAUAAACUGAUAGAGGAGGAGACAGGAGGAGAGGAUGUACUGGAGGACAGGCUUCCGCUUCUCGGAGUACCCUUUACUGUGAAAGAGGCCUUCGCCCUGCAAGGCAUGCCAAAUUCUACAGGACUGCUGAGCAGGAGGACGGUGGUUUCAGGUGUGGAUGCCCCACCGGUGGCUCUGUUAAAGAGGGCUGGAGCAAUUCCACUUGGUGUGACCAACUGCAGUGAGCUGGCCAUGUGGCUGGAGUCUCACAAUCGCCUUUAUGGCAUUACCAGAAACCCUUAUGACCUCGGGAGGAUAGCAGGGGGCAGCUCAGGGGGAGAGGGAAGUAUAAUAGGUAGUGGAGCUUCUGUUAUUGGAGUGGGAUCAGACAUUGGAGGAAGCAUUCGCAUACCUUGUUUUUUUAAUGGCAUAUUUGGACAUAAGCCAACAUCAGGUAUAGUAAAUAACGGAGGUCAGUAUCCCCCAGCGUCUGGACAGCAGCCAGGCUUCCUCUGUACAGGCCCCAUGUGUCGCUAUGCUGAGGAUCUUCUGCCCAUGCUGAGGAUUAUGGCAGGACCCAAUGCAGAAAAAUUAUCCCUCUCUGCUAAUGUGGACCUGAAGAAACUCCGGUUCUUCUCUGUUCCUCAUGAUGGAGGAUCACCUCUUCUCUCUCCUGUAGACCCGCAACUGAUUCAGGCACAGAAGAAGAUGGUUGAACAUUUGGAGGCUGACUUAGGGGUCCAAGUUGAAGAAUUGCGCAUCCCUCAGCUCAAAUAUUCCUUUCAGAUCUGGGGCGCUAUGAUGUCCUCGCCUGGCAAGGAUGGAAAGCCCCCAACUACUUUUGCUGAGCUGAUGGGUGGAGGAGAGAAGAGGGUGUGGCCUGUGUGGGAGCUUUUCAAAUGGUUUCUAGGACUGUCCUCUCACACCAUGGCUGCUAUAGGUCUGGCCCUGGUGGAGAUGUUUCAGAGCUCACAGCCAUCUCAGUUCAUUCUUCAGCAGAAAGAGAGUUUGCAAAAGGAGUUGGAUGAGCUUUUGGGUACUGAUGGAGUACUGUUCUAUCCUUCACACCCUCAGCUGGCCCCUAAACACCAUCAGCCUCUAUUCACCCCCUUCAACUUCUCUUACACAGGGAUCUUUAAUAUCCUCGGGCUGCCAGUGACCCAGUGUCCUUUAGGACUUAGUGUGGAGGGUUUGCCCCUUGGACUGCAGCUUGUGGCAGGAAAGUUACAGGAUCAUCUCUCUUUGGCCACCGCUUUGUACCUGGAGAAAGCUUUCGGUGGAUGGAGAGAGCCGGGUGACACAGAGCACACACUUAACAGCACCUCGAAUAAUGUCAGUAAUGCCACAUAACUACCAAACUGUACAUGCAUUAAUUACUUACUUUAAUUUCUCAAAGCUUACAGUUACCACAUAAUGUGGGUAACAGAAUAAUACAUAUAGAUAUGUAUUAUGUAUUAUGUAGUGGAAGGAAUGAAGGAAGGAAGGAAGGACUGCAAGAAGGAAGGAAGGAAAUAUUAUGUGAUGAAUAUGUAAUAAUAUGUGAUAUGUAAUAUUAUUAAAAUAUGCCAUAGAUAUUAAUGGAACUGUUGUAAUGUAAAUUGCAAUUAAAUUACAAUUAAAUUAUUGAGAUAAUAAAUGUAAAUAGAAAGAAAGAAAGAAAGAAAGAAAGAACAAAGCAAAG
Ictalurus punctatus (channel catfish) is the source of this 2027-nucleotide messenger RNA. RefSeq names its product fatty acid amide hydrolase 2a (gene faah2a). NCBI's taxonomy places the organism in Eukaryota, Metazoa, Chordata, Actinopteri, Siluriformes, Ictaluridae. The coding region runs from base 59 to 1696 and encodes 545 amino acids. The record is from RefSeq and is a predicted model, not a curated record. The transcript is spliced from 11 exons.